Messenger RNA from Zingiber officinale, 3980 nucleotides. Its product is annotated as protein CUP-SHAPED COTYLEDON 2-like. Gene Ontology annotation, molecular function: DNA binding. Lineage: Eukaryota; Viridiplantae; Streptophyta; Magnoliopsida; Zingiberales; Zingiberaceae. The record is from RefSeq and is a predicted model, not a curated record. The coding region runs from base 655 to 1269 and encodes 204 amino acids. The transcript has 7 exons. Gene Ontology annotation, biological process: regulation of DNA-templated transcription.
AGAGGACGUGGAGAUAUCUAAUUUUGAUAUUGAGAUAGACAUAUACACAUCCCAACUGCCAUCAGCUUUCUAUCUUUCCUUUCACUGAAAAGGAUCGAGUACCAAGUGACCAGGUUCAAGGAGCUGGCUGUCACCUCAAAACCAAGAACAUGUGUUUCUUGAUGAAAUAAUUAGCCCAUUGGCUUGUUGUUCUCAGAGCCAAGCAAGCCCUGCCUUGUGCUGAUCAGAUCAAUCAUAUGCAUCCACUCCCAUGCAUCUCCUCGCAGGGCAAGAACCAAGAAGAAUCAGUACGCAACGCGGCGGCCAUAAUUCUCCUCAAUUAUUGGACAGGCCAUCGUCUCCUCCUCCUCCUCCUCCUCCUCCUCUCAAGGAAACCGAGUCCCACCUCAUCCAAAUCCACACUCAUUCCCUCGUACGCAACGACCCUGAAAUCAUUCCCUGUGUAAACAUGACACGAGCUUUCUUGUCGCUGCGGUCUUCUCCAGUUCCCUAGCUCCAGAAGCAUUCAUCAAAUCCCUUAUCUGCGAUUGCGACGCCUCCACACGCUUCCUGCCCAUCAUCAUACCUCUCUGCCUUUAUAUAUAUCUCGAGAAUUCAAUUCACUCAGCUGUAGAUACCCUGCUCCUUUGGUUGAUUUGCAGUAGCUUUCGAGAAAUGGAGCUGAGAGAGAUCGGGUUCACUCUGCCGCCGGGGUUCAGGUUCCACCCGAACGACCACGAGCUGGUGUGCCACUACCUCUCCAGGAAGGUCAGCGACCAGGAAAGGACCAUGGUGGAGGUCGACCUGCACGUUCAAGAACCGUGGGAGCUCCCAGAUGCGGCUAAGUUGGGCGCCGACGAGUGGUACUUCUUCAGCUUCCGCGACCGCAAGUACGCGACCGGAUCGCGAACGAACCGCGCGACCAAGUCGGGCUACUGGAAAGCCACCGGGAAGGACCGAGCGGUCAGCGACCCGUCGACGGGCGCCGCGGUGGGGAUGCGGAAGACGCUGGUGUUCUACAGAGGAAGAGCCCCCAACGGGGCGAAGACGAAUUGGGUGAUGCAUGAGUUCAGACUGGAGACGCCUCGAUCUGCACCAAAGGAGGACUGGGUCCUGUGCAGAGUUUUCGAGAAGAGGAAAGGGGAAAGAGAUCAAGGAGGGGAGUCGGCCACGGAGGGGACGCCGACGAGCUCGAGGUGGGGGGAGGAGGAGUGGCUUGGAUUGCUGUUGGAGUGGGGGACGAUGGAGAACGGAGCUCGAGCUGGGGAAGGAGGAAUUCUGACUGUGUAACGGAAGCACGAACUGUAGAUUUGGUGUAAUAAUUGUUAGCGCAUAGGUUUGGUUUAAUUCAUGAUUAUCUGCCUUUUUUUAUUAAGAAUUCUUAUUUAAUUUAGUAUUUUUAUUUAAUAUUUAAAUUGAAAUAAAAUGAAUAAAUUGAAAUACACAUCGUCGUUUUGGUUCGGGGAGGUUUAGGUUUUUAGGAGCGAUCGAUCUCGUAGAUCCGUCGAUCGAAUCAUUCUCUGCCGGCGAUUCCUCCUCCUUGCCUGGCUGCCCGACCACCUGCGGCGAAGUCCGCAUUCUCUACUCCUUCGGCGUCGGCCCCAAUUGCUAGGGCGGAUUCCGCCGACGAAGGCGACGGCUUCGUCGCCUACAAGCCUUUCCUCGCAGCUGCCGAGGUAAUCGACGUAACCCUAGCUUCCAGCUAGGCACGCAUCUGCAACCAACAGAUGCCGGAAACCGCCUCACCAACAUCGGGCGCGACGCCUUCGCCUACAUGGAGGGCCUCAAGGAGCGGCGGUGGAUACCAGACCGCCCUCGUCGACGAGUGAUUCGAGUUCAGCGCCUCCUGCGUUACUUCAAACGAUCACAUUCGAACUCCGGGCGUGCGUGCUCAGCUCAUGCUGGGCUGGUCGAUCGGAGGAGUGUGUGGACUCCAUCAGUGACCCAGGUUGCCUCUGCAACUUCUCCACUGAUUGUCAGGGGAGCUCCUACUUCAGUCAUGGAUGCCAAGAGACAAAGAGGAUUAUCCAUGCUUUGGAGUAUGUACAAACAAAUCAGGGGGAUACAGCUGUGUUUGCUCACCAGGGAAGCAGGGAGAUCCUUUCACUGACGGGGCUUGCUAUCGCGAGAGCCUUUCCUUGGCAAUGAAGUUGCUUAUUGUUGUCCUGGGUGGUAGCUUGUCAACUCAAACUCACUUGAUUUGCAAUUCUGCUGACUCGACAUUAUAUGAUUCGCAGAUCACAGUUGUUGAUUGUUCCCACCCCCCUAAAGGAGUCAGCUUUUGCCUUGUCCUACUGUUUGGUUUUAUUAUUAACAUCAUGCAUGAAAGAGGAAAAAAUCCAAAGAAUCAAAGACGUAUUUUUCAAGCAAAAUGGCGGACACUUGCUUACUUGAAGAAAUGAAAUUGCAACAAGGUAUUGGUUAGAAAUUUUUACUAGAGAAGAACUAGGUCAAGCAACAAACAAGUUCAACAAGAAUCACAUUAUUGAGGCUGGCGGCCAUUGAACGGUAUACAAAGGAAUCCUGAACGAUAAUUGGACUGCUGAAAUAAAGAGACCUAUGAUCAUAGUAAAGCUUUUGGACUGUUGCCUGGAAGUGGAACACCAAUGCUGGUCUUAGAGUUCAUCCCCAGUGGAACCUUAUUUCAGUUUAUUCAUGAAAGUAGCAGAAAUCAACCACUUCACUAGAAACUUGUCUAAAGAUUGCACUGGAGUCUGCAGAAGCACUUGCCUAAUUGCAAUUGUUCGCUCUCGGAUAAUUCAUGGUGAUGUGAAAUUUUCUAACAAAGUACUGACGAAUGAGACUCAGUUUGCCACAUUGGUAGAAGGGAUUUUUGGCUUCUUAGACCCUGAAUAGCUAUGAACAUGUCAAUUAACUGACAAGGAUGAUGUUUAUAGUUCUGGGUGGUUCUUCUGGAAGGGAAGAAAGUGAUCUAUCUUGAAGAGUCUGGAGCAGAGAGAAGUCUUUCUUUGAGCUUCAUAGUGGCAAUGAAGGAGGGUAGAGUUGCUGAGUUUUUCGCUCAUCAAGUCAGAAAAGAUGCAGAAGCACAACUUCAAGAGUUUGCCAAGUUAGUCGUGUGCAGUAUCUCUUAGUGUUCUUAGGAGAAGAAAGGCUUACGACAAAAGAGGUGGCAGAAGAGCUUUCAAAAUUUAGAAAAUCGAAUCAGAAAUCCAAGGCACAGCAAAUCAUGGUCAAGACUCAGACUCAAAUGCAUCCAUGGCUACCUAUGAAUUGUAUGACAAACAAUUGUGGAGACGCCGACAGAAUAGUAUAAAUCCUCAUUCUGGUCCAGUCCUCACGAUGAUCAAAUUUAGAAGUUUUCCAUCAAAAACCAAUGAAAGAAAUAACAAUAUUGGAGGGCCAUUAGAAGGAUUUCCAUACAUGGGUUUAUAAAUUGUGUCAUUGAACACGAAACAGUGGGUCUUUAGCUUACAAACUAACAUACUGCAGCCUCAUGCUGCUGUAGCAACAUCGUCUGCUUCCUCACAUCAUGAGGUCAAACAGGGGAAGAAUCCGGUUCAAACAAUGGCGGGCAGCAUCUUCUGAACAUUCCACAGCAGCAGAGACACCACAAGCUGCAUAUUUGGCAGAAGAUCAAAUCAAAUUUUACAUGGCACAGGCCCAAGGCUGCACCUCAAAGGACACACUCACCAUGAAUCCAGUAAGCCAUGGGGGGACGGUGCAGGUGCCGGAGGAAGCAGUGGCACCUCAGGAUGAGAAAAUGGUGGUGGUGGUGGGGGAGAAUCCAUUGCCACACACGGGAAAUCACCAACUAACCUAACCCUCCGUAGUGUGUAAUAUGGCACUCCAGCUAACAGUCAGAUCAGUGCUCCAAGAACGAGAGGCAAACAAACAGUCAGCUGUGAGACUAAAGAAAACGGUUUAAUGUGCCAGUCUAUGAUGCUUCAAUGAUUGAUAGAUAGAGUUGAUUUUAGAAAUUCAGCUGAAAGACAUUAUGUUUUGAGGAAAAUAUCGUGGUAUGGAAUCAUUUUAGUUUUUUU